Molecule: messenger RNA, 753 nt
Organism: Eimeria necatrix
Lineage: Eukaryota; Apicomplexa; Conoidasida; Eucoccidiorida; Eimeriidae
Product: guanylate kinase, putative
Exons: 4
Coding region: 1-753 (250 amino acids)
Biological process (GO): purine nucleotide metabolic process
Cellular component (GO): cytosol
Molecular function (GO): GMP kinase activity
Source: RefSeq, a predicted model, not a curated record
AUGGGAGGGUCUGCACAGACUUCAGGGGCACCGAAAGGAGCCCCUUGCACGCAGGCCGCCCCUCAAGCCAUCGCAACGUCUGACGCCUGCACGCAACCUGGGACUUCGCCGACCCUUCCAAGCCCUGACUCUGGGACGUCUGAGGUUUCAGGGGUCCCUUCUAUGGAGCCGCGGCUACUGAUAAUAGCAGGACCCAGCGGUGUUGGCAAGGGGACGCUUGUCAGGCGGCUAAGGGCUAACUGGCCAAAUGCUUUCGGCUUCUCAGUCAGCCACACCACCCGCCAGCCAAGACCUGGAGAGCAAGAGGGCCGGGAGUAUUUUUUCAUUUCUCGCGAAGAGAUUGAAUCUCUGCGCGACAGAGGCGAUCUGCUAGAACACGCCGAAUUUUCGGGCAAUGUUUACGCGACUUCAGUGGCGGAGGUCCAGAGGAUAGCCUCCUUAGGCCAGAUCUGUCUAUUAGAGAUAGAUUUGGUGGGCGUCUCCAUCAUCAGGAGUCGACAUUUUAAAGGCGCCAGGUUUGUAUUUAUUGAGCCUCCCUCACUUGAGGAGCUCGAAAGGAGGCUGAGACAACGGAACACGGAAACGCCUGAAACGCUUCAGCGGCGGCUGGCGCAUGCGAGAGAUGAACUACAGACAGCUACGAAAAUGUCAUGGGACUUAAAACUUUUAAAUGAUUCCGAGGAAAAGGCCUGGAUGGAGCUGCGAGACGCAGUCAGCAAAUGGUUUGAUCUGCCUCUAGGCAGCGAGACGUAG